AUGAAACCGAUUCUAUUCAGUCUCGCUGCGUUGUGCGCUCAAGUCGGACUGGCUGUACCCCACGGAGGAAACCAGCACCAGGUUCACCGACACGCUCAGCGUGAUGUGACCCAAACCUCGACCAUUACGGACGUUGUUACUAUCACCGCUCCCAAUGCUGUCGUUUGGGUUGAUCAGUACGGCAAUGUCAUCUCCACCGAGUACCGCUCUUCGACGACUGCAACCACUUCCAGCACCAGUGUCGCAAGUCCGACAACAACCACAUCAUCUACUCCCACCAGCACCUCAGCACAAGCUGCAUCUUCUACCUACACCUCAAGCGCUGCUGCUACAACCUCAACUGGCUCCACUUCAAGCUCUGCCCUGUCUACCACGGUUUCAACAACUUCGCGUGUAGCUGACUCAACCACUGCUGCCUCCACCACGGCCAGCUCAAGUGACAAUGACAGAACCACCUCAAGCAACGACACUUCGACUGCCGGUAGUGGGUUCGGUAUCUGCUAUGACUAUAUCACCACGGCAGGAUGCAAGACUCUGGCCGAGAUGAACACCGAUUUCGCCUACCUAGCCAGUCAGGGUUUCAGCACAGUCCGUACGUACGACAUUGGCUGCCCUCUGGGUGACGUUGCCUCAGCUGCUUCUACUGCAGGCUUACAACUGAUUGCUGGUCUCAAUACUAUUGACAAUGUUGCAACGGACAUCGCCACGCUUAUCGGCAUGUUCGAUGGCAACUGGGAUUCAGUCAAUACUAUCGUAAUCGGUAACGAGGUCGUCAAUGAUGGUGGCAGUGCAGCAGCUGUCGUUGCAGCACUUGCAACUGCUCGUCCUCUGCUUACUGCUGCCGGCUUCACGAAGAACGUUGUCACGGUUGACGUCUGGAGUGCCAUAAUCGACAAUCCAGAACUCUGCGAGAAUUCUGACUAUUGCGCCGCCAAUUGUCACGCAUUCUUUGAUGCAGACACUGUUGCCGCCGACGCCGGUACUUAUGUCAGUGGUUGCGUCAGCAAGAUUUCUGCAUUGGGACUCGGAAAGUCGAUCGUGAUCACUGAAUCUGGCUGGCCGUACCAAGGAGAUGCCAAUGGAGAUGCCGUACCUUCAGUUGCCAAUCAAGAAACCGCAAUCAGCGCCUUGAGAUCAGCAUUUAGUAGCAAUCCCGGCGGCCUGUUCCUAUUCGAAGCGUACGAUGCAACUUACAAACAGCCCGGAUCCCUGGGCGUUGAACAAUACUUUGGUAUUUAUGGCCAUUGA
Exophiala viscosa is the source of this 1248-nucleotide messenger RNA. RefSeq names its product cell wall glucanase. Gene Ontology annotation, biological process: cell wall organization. The record is from RefSeq and is a predicted model, not a curated record. The coding region runs from base 1 to 1248 and encodes 415 amino acids. NCBI's taxonomy places the organism in Eukaryota, Fungi, Ascomycota, Eurotiomycetes, Chaetothyriales, Herpotrichiellaceae. Gene Ontology annotation, cellular component: extracellular region; cell surface; fungal-type cell wall. The transcript is spliced from 2 exons. Gene Ontology annotation, molecular function: glucan endo-1,3-beta-D-glucosidase activity.